UGGAUACCAUGAGCAAUCAACCUGACGUCAUCUAAAGUUUUCAAUAGCAAUAGACUGGAUCUUACAAAAUUCUGUUAGAACUGGACUAUUUAUCGAGCAAGAGCUAGCGACAUUCCAGAUUAACAGUUUCUCUACACUAAUAACGCGAGUUUUUUCAGAUAUCAAAAGAGUGAUCGCUGGGAGAAAAUUUCAUUAAUUUUAGAGGCCAACAUAUAAAAUGAGAAUAUAAAGAUCGAAACUUCGGAUUCGAAUAAGAGACCAUGUGAUCUUUUGACUGUCAGCUAUAUACGAACUCACAAGAACUUGCUCGACUCGCGCACUUCUUAAUUACGUACCAUCACCUACUGAUAUUCACCACAGGCAUAUCGCUACAACAACAACAGAGUUGAUUGACCGACGCUUGCUUGAUUUUGCGAGUUUAACUGCUUGAGACUGACACAGCAACGCGUUAUUAUCAAAAUAUUUUCGUUCUUCCUGUACGCGCACAUAAAAAUUGGCAGAGCAGAGGCACGAAUGCAUUUCUUAUUAAACAAGUUUCAAGCGCAGAAAAGCGCAGUGUAACUGCAACUACGUGAGAGUAAUAUCGAAAAAACACACGCGUGCGGCGCAAAAUUUUGCGCAAAUACAAUGUUUAUAACAAAAUUGAAUUUUGUAAUAAUAACGGUACUCACCUGUUCUGUAGCGGCCGGUUCGCGCAUACUCGGGCUCUUCGCCACAUAUUCCAAAUCGCAUAUGCUGCUCCAUUGCACCGUCGCCGAGCAGUUGGCGCGCGUCGGACACGACGUCACCGUGAUUGGUGUUAUCGAAAAUGUUUAUCCGAAUGCCACAUACAAAUAUAUACACUUACAACUGCCGGAUGGAGGUAUUAUAGAUGACAAAACGCUAAAUAGUCUGAUUAAUACUCGGCACUCGUUUGUAAAGAGCUUAUUUGUCACAACCGCAGAAUACUUGCGCAUGGCUAAUGAGACGCUGUGGCAGCCGAAAAUGCGUGAGUUUUUAAGUGAAAAUCAUGCGAACGCAUUUGAUCUUCUGCUCUUCGCUUAUGUCAUGAACGACUUCCAGAUGGGCUUGGCGGCGCAUUUUCAAUGUCCCAUUGUGGUUUUGUGGGUAGUGCGACCGGCAUUGCAAGUCAACGGUCUUGUUGGUAAUCCGCUAGAAAUGGCAUAUGUACCGAACAUAUCCAGUCAUCUUCAGCAGCCGAUGGAAUUUCUGCAAAGAGUGAAAAACUGCAUUACAACAUGGCUAGAGUCUGCGUUAAUGGCGUAUCUGGACUACCGCACGCAACAAUUAUAUGAGUAA
Messenger RNA from Bactrocera neohumeralis, 1299 nucleotides. Its product is annotated as UDP-glycosyltransferase UGT4-like. The record is from RefSeq and is a predicted model, not a curated record. NCBI's taxonomy places the organism in Eukaryota, Metazoa, Arthropoda, Insecta, Diptera, Tephritidae. The transcript has a single exon. Gene Ontology annotation, molecular function: UDP-glycosyltransferase activity. The coding region runs from base 628 to 1299 and encodes 223 amino acids.